UCUGGGGUGCUGGAGGCAAAUGAGACAGAAUCUGGGGUUCUGGGGACAAAGGAGAUAGAAUCUGGGGUGCUGGGGGUGAAUGAGACAGAAUCUGGGGUACUAGGGAUGAAUGAGACAGAGUCUGGGGUGCUGGGGGCUAAGGAAACAGAAUCUGGGGUGCUGGGGACAAAAGAGAUAGAAUCUGGGGUGCUGGGGGUGAAUGAGACAGAAUCUGGGGUACUAGGGAUGAAUGAGACAGAAUCUGGGGUGCUGGAGGCAAAUGAGACAGAAUCUGGGGUGCUGGGGACAAAGGAGAUAGAAUCUGGGGUGCUGGGGGUGAACGAGACAGAAUCUGGGGUACUAGGGAUGAAUGAGACAGAGUCUGGGGUGCUGGGGGCUAAGGAGACAGAAUCUGGGGUGCUGGGGGUGAACGAGACAGAAUCUGGGGUACUAGGGAUGAACGAGACAGAGUCUGGGGUACUAGGGAUGAACGAGACAGAGUCUGGGGUGCUGGGGGCAAAUGAGGCAGAAUCUGGGGUACUAGGGAUGAAUGAGACAGAGUCUGGGGUGCUGGGGGCUAAGGAGAUAGAAUCUGGGGUGCUGGGGGUGAACGAGACAGAAUCUGGGGUACUAGGGAUGAACGAGACAGAGUCUGGGGUGCUGGGGGCAAAUGAGGCAGAAUCUGGGGUACUAGGGAUGAAUGAGACAGAGUCUGGGGUGCUGGGGGCUAAGGAGAUAGAAUCUGGGGUGCUGGGGGUGAACGAGACAGAAUCUGGGGUGCUAGGGAUGAAUGAGACAGAGUCUGGGGUGCUGGGGGCAAAUGAGACAGAAUCUGGGGUGCUGGGGACAAAGGAGAUAGAAUCUGGGGUGCUGGGGGUGAACGAGACAGAAUCUGGGGUACUAGGGAUGAACGAGACAGAGUCUGGGGUGCUGGGGGCAAAUGAGGCAGAAUCUGGGGUACUAGGGAUGAAUGAGACAGAGUCUGGGGUGCUGGGGGCUAAGGAGAUAGAAUCUGGGGUGCUGGGGGUGAACGAGACAGAAUCUGGGGUGCUAGGGAUGAAUGAGACAGAGUCUGGGGUGCUGGGGGCAAAUGAGACAGAAUCUGGGGUGCUGGGGACAAAGGAGAUAGAAUCUGGGGUACUGGGGGUGAACGAGACAGAAUCUGGGGUACUAGGGAUGAAUGAGACAGAGUCGGGGGUGCUGGAGGCAAAUGAGACAGAAUCUGGGGUGCUGGGGACAAAAGAGAUAGAAUCUGGGGUGCUGGGGGUGAAUGAGACAGAAUCUGGGGUACUAGGGAUGAAUGAGACAGAAUCUGGGGUGCUGGAGGCAAAUGAGACAGAAUCUGGGGUGCUGGGGACAAAGGAGAUAGAAUCUGGGGUGCUGGGGGUGAACGAGACAGAAUCUGGGGUACUAGGGAUGAAUGAGACAGAGUCUGGGGUGCUGGGGGCUAAGGAGACAGAAUCUGGGGUACUGGUGGUGAACGAGACAGAAUCUGGGGUACUAGGGAUGAAUGAGACAGAGUCUGGGGUGCUGGGGGCAAAUGAGGCAGAAUCUGGGGUACUAGGGGUGAAUGAGACAGAGUCUGGGGUGCUGGGAGCAAAUGAGACAGAAUCUGGGGUAUCAAAGGCCCAGGAGACAGAAAUUGAAAUUGAGGCACUUGAUCUAGUGAGGAUUAAGGCUAUAGAAACUGGAAUAUUGGGGACUGAGGAGACAGGAGCUGGGCUGCUGGAGAAUGAGGAAACAGCUGGGAUAUUGGGGACCAAGAAGGCAGAACCUGGUGGAUUAGAAAAUGAAGAGAUAGGAACUGAGAUAUUGGCACUUGAGAUGCUGGAGACCACAGACACAUGUGAGAUAUUGGGCAGUGGAGAGGCAGGGGCUGGGAUCUUGGGGUUGGAGGAGAUAUUGGGGACGGAGGAGACAGAGGCUAGGAUUUUGAUGUCUAGAAAGGCGGCAUCAGCUGGGCCAGUGACUGGGUGGGCACUCUUGGGUUCGGGGGAGGAGUCAGAAGCAGAGCCAGAAUCUGAGGGGUCUAUCCAGGAGCCAAGUCCAGCCCGAGCAGGUGGGGGGGCUGGGGAAGAAGCCCCCAUGGCCACAGCCACCAGCUACCCUUGGGUGGCCCCAGCUUCAGUGCAGGAGGAGGGGGAGGCCCGGGGCUCCCCUGCCUUCUCUACACCAACACCCCCCAGCCAAGAAUGGCCUGAAGAAGACAGGAGGCCUCAGGGCUGGGGGGGAGGCCCGGAGCCUCCCCUGGGCACCAAGGUCAGCUCCAGCCAGUCCCUGCUUGAGUGGUGCCAGGAGGUCACAGCGGGUUACCCAGGUGUCCGUGUUACCAACUUCACCACGUCAUGGCGCAAUGGGCUGGCUUUCUGUGCCAUCCUGCACUAUUUCCAUCCAGACAAGAUUGACUUUGGAGCCUUGGACCCCCAGAAUAUCAAACAGAACAACAAACAGGCUUUCGAUGGCUUUGCAGCCCUGGGUGUCUCGAGGCUUCUGGAGCCUGCAGAUAUGGUGCUCUUGGCCGUCCCCGACAAACUGAUCGUGAUGACCUACCUGUGUCAGAUCCGGGACUUCUGCACGGGCCAGGAACUGCAGCUGGUACAAGUAGAGGGCGGAGGCCGGGGCAGCACCUACAGGGUGGGCGGCCCUGAGCCUGAGCUGCCCGAGGCCCUGGGCUCCAGCCACCUGGCCCAGCGCCUUCGAGAGCGUGGCGGGGACGUGGCAGGGGCUGCCCCCACCAGGGAAGUCAGAGGCGAAGCUGGAAUCCUGGCUGGCGGGGAUGAGACAGAUGGCAGAGAUGAUGCCAACUCAGGUCCCUCGAAGGAUCCUGCGAAAGCUGCUGGGAGGCAGCUGAAGGAAGAGGAGGGUAAGGCCAGCCUUCACAUUGAGAGCCCAGGGGCUGGAGCAACCACAAAGAGCUCAGGACAGGAGUCUAAUGGGGACACAAAGGAGUCCAGGAUGGGGGCCCCUCUUGCCCUAAAGGAUGCUGAAAUGGAUGCCACCAAGGCCAAGAAGGAUGCUGGGAGCCAGGAAGCCAGCAGCUUGGAGGAUGCCAGAGCCAGGCCUGAAGGCCCCGUGGUCAGGACCAGGACGCCAUCCCCAGCUGACGGGUUGAUGAAUGGGACAGGGCCUGGUGCAGUCAGACUAAGGCGACCCUCGCUGAAUGGGGAGGCUGGCAUGGGGCCCAUCCCCCCUCCUCGGGCCCAUGGCUCCUUCUCCCACAUUCGGGAUGCUGACUUGCUGAAGAAGAGGCGCUCAAGGCUUCGGAGCAGCUCUUCCUUCUCUGUGGAUGACGCUGACUCAGGGGUCCCGGGGCCCUCGGAGACCUCAGCUCCAGAUUUUGCCUCUGUCUCUGCCAGCCAGAAGCCCGCCGACGUGACCCCUCCUGUGGAGGAAUCAUCGCCAAAUCCUGGUUCCAACAACAGCCCUGGCGAGGAGCCUGGGAUGCAGCGAUUCCAGGACACAAGUCAGUAUGUGUGCGCUGAGUUACAAGCCCUGGAACAGGAGCAGAGACAGAUCGAUGGGCGGGCAGCCGAGGUGGAGACCCAGCUGCGGAGACUCAUGGAGACAGGUGCCGACAAGCUGCGGGAGGAGGUGCUGAUCCAGGAGUGGUUCACGCUGGUGAACAAGAAGAAUGCACUGAUCCGGAGGCAGGACCAGCUCCAGCUCCUGAUAGAAGAGCAAGAUCUAGAGAGACGGUUUGAGCUCCUGAGCCGAGAGCUGAGGGCCAUGAUGGCCAUUGAAGACUGGCUGAAAACGGAAGCCCAACAGCACCGUGAGCAGCUCUUGCUGGAGGAAUUGGUGUCCUUGGUGAACCAGCGGGACGAGUUGGUUCGAGAUCUGGAUAACAAGGAGAGGACAGCUCUGGAGGAGGACGAGCGCCUGGAGCGGGGGCUGGAGCAGCGGCGUCGGAAACUGAGCCGCCAGCUGAGCCGUCGGGAGCGCUGCCUGUUGAGCUGAGCCAGGCCGGGUGGAGCGAAGCUGAACCGGGACAGCUGGGCUGGACCGCGCCGGGCCGCGGACCCCCGUCCAGUCCCUUAGGGUGGCCACUCCCUUUCGGGGUAGGUGGGGGACAAGUGUAGCCGCUGUCCCCGGCUACGGCCACCCGAGCUUCCCGGGGCCCUAAGCCCUCAGCCCUGGGGAUCCCCUGCCACCACCCGUCCAGCUGGGUGGGCCAGGGGGGUCUCCCCUCCCUCCCGAUCUGCCUGGCUCUUGCAGCUAGGCUGGACUGGGUCAGAACUCAGCAGGGGGGCCUCCCCUCUAUCCCGAUCUGCCUGGCUCUUGCGACUGGGCGGGACUGGAUCAGGCCUCUGCAGCCCAGCCACUGGCCCCCGCGUCCCGCACUCCGCCUUCCUGCACCCGCGGAGGAUCUGCCUCUCCACUCCCCUUCUUCUCUGCCCCACUUGUGCCUUUCCGCGCGUGGCCACCAGAGGCCGCCGUGGGGCCUGGUUUGCUGCGCUCCUGGGGCGUGGGGGGGCACCCUAGCAAUAGGGUCGGCGGGUCUCCAAAGCCCAGCCCAACGGGCCUUAUUUAUUGAAGAGUGUGUGUAAGUGUUUGUAUGUGUGUAUGUAUAUUUGUGUAUGACUAGGACCCUAGGGCGCCCGAUGCACUUAGGGAUCCUCGACGAUCUCCGGUAUAUUCUUGGACCUUCGCUAAAGGAACGACUGGGGGUCGGGGCAGAGUGGUCAAAGACCCAAUCCCCCGGCCUCCAUUCCCUUUCCCCCAGCCAAAGACUGGCCCACGUGUGUCUUGUUGAUGGUGUCGGGGUGGUACAGAGCCAUCAAUAAUUAGCCUGUGGCCAUAACUGGCGGCCAACAUCGUCUCCGAAAUCCCUCUGUCCCCCGACCACCCCCCAGGGACCGCACCACCAUACCCAGGAGUUUGUGCGCAAUAAAUUCUGACUUGGA
Messenger RNA from Trichosurus vulpecula (common brushtail), 4883 nucleotides. It is a transcript of the gene EHBP1L1, whose product is annotated as EH domain binding protein 1 like 1. The transcript is spliced from 11 exons. NCBI's taxonomy places the organism in Eukaryota, Metazoa, Chordata, Mammalia, Diprotodontia, Phalangeridae. Gene Ontology annotation, molecular function: protein binding. The coding region runs from base 106 to 3936 and encodes 1276 amino acids. The record is from RefSeq and is a predicted model, not a curated record.